AUGCUCCCCAACUACAACAACCACUGGCAAGAAGCCAGACAUAGAAACGUUAAUCGUCAACCAAACCAACAUCACGUACCCUACAACGGCCCUGUCUUCCAUCGCCCUCUACCACCCACCAAUCAUCGAUCACCAACCAACCCAUCCAGUUAUACCCCACCCCAUCACCGACCUACCUACAAUACAGCCUACCAAUCCAGAGGUAACCACCUACCUGACCAACAACAGAAACGACUACCAGCCCACCGACACCAACCAGUCCCCACUCAUAAAGAGGAAUUACCAAACCACACUUCAAGAGAAGCUGGCCACCAUUCGUACCAAGUCUUUAUCAUCACCUGGCGUCGACCGCAUCGUUUCUCAUGCCUGUCCUGGGCCCGUCGCUCCUGUAGGAAACGUCUCACUCAAGCUGUAAUCACCAAAUUCUACCAGACAAUCAACGAAACCAAAACCAGAGUAACCAUAUUUCUUCCAACUGAAAUGGACACUACACCUGCACCAUCUGGAGUCACUACACUACCGAACCAAACCCCUAAACAAAGCCAAAAUUCACCCACUCCUACUCCAGCAGACAUAGGUAAACGCUCGUAG
Messenger RNA from Lottia gigantea (owl limpet), 591 nucleotides. RefSeq lists its product as hypothetical. The record is from RefSeq and is a predicted model, not a curated record. The transcript has a single exon. The coding region runs from base 1 to 591 and encodes 196 amino acids. Lineage: Eukaryota; Metazoa; Mollusca; Gastropoda; Lottiidae.